Molecule: messenger RNA, 273 nt
Organism: Perkinsus marinus ATCC 50983
Lineage: Eukaryota; Perkinsozoa; Perkinsida; Perkinsidae
Exons: 1
Coding region: 1-273 (90 amino acids)
Source: RefSeq, a predicted model, not a curated record
AUGUCUGGCAGGCUGGUUGGUGGAUCCUACACUCCCCGUCCGCUCAGUACCCCAAUACUGUUGAUUAUCACCAAUGGUGAGACCAAGCGUUUGGUUAGUCUGCGGUAUGUGAAACCCGAUAAGCUCCAGCUUUCAACCAAUAAGAUCAAAGCCCAAAUAGUAGAGAAGAGCAAGUUGAGAAGUAGUAGAGAAGUUGAUGUUGAAGCAAGUACAGCUAGAAGUGAUGAAGAGCAGAUAGAAGAUGCUUUAGCCGAUAGAGAAGAAGAUCAGUAG